Molecule: messenger RNA, 1527 nt
Organism: Pyrus x bretschneideri (Chinese white pear)
Lineage: Eukaryota; Viridiplantae; Streptophyta; Magnoliopsida; Rosales; Rosaceae
Product: transcription factor GTE1
Exons: 9
Coding region: 162-1298 (378 amino acids)
Molecular function (GO): protein binding
Source: RefSeq, a predicted model, not a curated record
UAAGUAUAAAUAAACAGCCCAAUUUCAAAAUAUUCGAGUUCGUUCGGAUCAAAUACUGAACAACUGGUGAUCGGGCAUCGCGUUCUUCUUCAGCUUCUUCCCGUCUCUCUCUCUCUCUCUCUCUGACCUCUCCGACUCGGUAUGCGUCUCUGCUCUUCCAGAUGGAGCCAGCAAGUUCAUCAAACCCAGAUUUUACAAGUGUUGAUGGUGCAGCUGUAGUGGAGGGAUUUAAUAGUUCUGUUGAUGAGAUUUCUGCAAAGAUCGAUACGCUUGAGAAAAGAGUGAAUGAGGUGGAACGGUUUUACUUGACUACGGGAAAUCUGAAUCUACCCACUUCAAAAGGUGUUGCAGUCGUGAAGGAUAGACAGUUAACUGCUUCUAAGAAGCAACAGCAAGAUGCAUCACGUAGGGAAGCCGCUGCUACAAAGAGAAUGCAAGGGCUUAUGCGCCAAUUUUCUGCAAUGUUCCAUCAGAUCACUAAGCUUGAAUGGGCGUGGCCCUUUAAGGAUCCUGUAGAUGUUGAACGUCUUGGAUUGCAUGACUAUUAUCAAGUCAUUGAGAAGCCCAUGGACCUUGGUACCAUAAAAAAUAGAAUGGAAGCCAAGGAUGGUAGUGAGUAUAAGAAUGUCAGGGAGAUAUAUGCUGAUGUGAGGCUGGUUUUCAAGAAUGCAAUGAAAUAUAAUGAUGAAGGUGAGGAUGUCUAUGUGAUGGCCCAAUCGUUGUUGAAAAAAUUUGAAGAAAAAUGGCUAAAGCUUCUGCCUAAAGUUGUUGAAGAGGAAACAAGACGAGCAGACGAGGAAGCAGAGGCACGGCGAAACAUGCAACUAUCUCAGGAUGCUGCAUAUGCCAGCACAGCUAAGCAUCUAAGCAAUGAGCUUUUUGAGAUUGAUGUGUAUUUGAGGAACCUCAGACAAACAGUGGUUCAGAAGUGCAGGAAAAUGUCUUCGGAUGAUAAAAGAAAACUCUCGACAGCUCUCUCGCAGUUAUCUGCCGAAGAUCUGAGCAAGGCUCUAGAAAUUGUUGCACAGAGUAACCCCAACUUCCAAGCAACUGCGCAAGAAGUGGAUCUUGACAUUGAUGCUCAGAAUGAAUGCACAUUAUGGAGGUUAAAAGUUUUUGUAAAGGAGGCACUAAAAGUUCAGGGGAAAAGUCCUGAAGCCAUUGGCGGUAAAGUCCAGGGGAAGAUUUCUGAAGCCAUUGGCGGCAACAAAGUUGCAGGCUCCAAACGGAAUAGAGAGAUUUGUGAUACUCUUGCUAAGACUGCCGUAAGGAGGACCAAAAAGAUCUCUAAUAUGUGAUCUCGCUUGAACGUCAAACGACUGUUCAUUCUGUGCGGUACCAGAGAAACUGAAACGUAGUUUUGUGCAGGUUUUACCAUUGACAGCUCUGUAAAUCUCCUUAAUGGAAGAACUACGGAUCGUUUUUCUGUAUAGGUAUGUUAUAUGGAUCAACUUGUCGGUUUUCUCUAAAAGGAUGCCUCUUCUCAAACGAAUGGAUCAUAUGAAUAUUAUUUCUGUUCUCUAGCAA